Molecule: messenger RNA, 2497 nt
Organism: Topomyia yanbarensis
Lineage: Eukaryota; Metazoa; Arthropoda; Insecta; Diptera; Culicidae
Exons: 3
Coding region: 221-2380 (719 amino acids)
Source: RefSeq, a predicted model, not a curated record
GAUAUUCAUCAAACGUUGGACUGUAUUAGCUGCUUAUAGGCCAGGUAAAUUUCUUGUUUUAUUUGUUUUCAAAACAUCUGAUGGCGCAAAGAAAACGUUAGUGAAUUUAGGUCGUACAAAUCCUUAAAACGUUUUUUUAGUUUUAUUCAUGUGAUUAGUAUAUUUAAUGCAUGUUUUCAUGCCUUGAUGGUCAGUUGACCAGUGAUCAUUAAGCGCAUAUAUGCGCAGAAGUUCGUACGUGUGCGCUAAAAUAAAACGGCAGUAUCGAGCUCACGAUUCCUUUCAAAAAAUGUCAGUGAAACUAUUAAAAAGUUGGAUUAUUCCAGACAGGACAUUUUAUCCAUAUAGUUUAUAUAGUAUCGGUGAUAACACUAAAACUGUACUUAUGGUAUCUAGCGAGAACCAGAUAUACACACUAGUAUUUAAAAAUAUAACGGAAAUAUUUGAAUCUGAUGAAGCACCUCACAAGACUUCAUGCAUUAACCUGCACGGAACUGUUUCCGAUACAGUCGUUACUUCUCAUAACACUAUCAGUAGGAAGGACGACGGAAAACUGAUUGUGUUUAAAUCGUUUCGCGAAUGUGAGCCAGUAGGAGGUAUAGCAGGCGUGAAGGCGAUUUGUUCAACCAAUAAUGGUGCUAAGUUGUUACUGAUGCGUUUAAUAAACCAUGACCAGCUGCAAUUGGAACUACUAGACGAUGUAUCGGAUCAAAGCGUACCUCAGCCUUUAAAAAUAUACGAUCUAUCGUGGGAAAAGACAUCUUUCGAAACAAGCAGAAAGGAUCAGUCUCAUAAAGUCGCAACGGUUUACGUAAGCAAGGAAAAUCUUAGAUUUUUUCAGAGAUUUUUCAACUGUAAAGAUUUGUCGUUGGGUACUGAACAAGUAGUAUUUACGAUUGACAACGGACUGUUUUGGAUAAAAGAAAUAGCUGAUACCUAUGAAGUAGUGACUUUGAAACUUUAUCCUGCAAGCAUCAAUGAAUUUGGUUUUGCUUCAAGCACUGGGUGCUUUUCUGUAAUUCUUGAAAACGCUAUGCUAGCUAUCUACUGUAUUUCUGAAGAUCCAGGAAAUUUGUUAAUACAAGAACAGAAAAUAUUUCUAGGGCCAAAUGUUGAAAGUUUUCAAUUCAUAUCAGAUCUAGGCAUGAUCAUCUAUUCAAAUGGUGAUAAUAUUGUUCAGUUACGUUACUUUUAUUCUGAGCUGAGCAAAUCGAUACAAAGCGAAUCUAAAGAAAUUUCUAUUGCUGGAGUAACAGGUAUUACAUAUUUGAAUUUCGCGCGAACCGCUAUAUGUAUAACAGAAAAUUGUCUGAUAUAUGCAAUUUCAAUCACGCCAUUCAAUGCAAAUCAAGAGCAGCAGAACGGUUAUUUCGAGUUAACAGAUGAGCUUUUGACGCAAGCUAAACAAAUGACCUGCUACCUAACAAACGAGCUGAACACAAGCAAAAAAAUUACUCACUUGAUCGAACAAAAACAGUUACAUUAUGAUGUUCUGACGCGUGCCUCGAAUAUGUCAUUGUACAGAAACCUCAUAAAAUCCACAUUACUUUUUCACAAAAGGAUACCUGAUAUACAGUACAAUACUUUAUAUCUGGGUGAAUCAUUCAUGGAUACAUUUUGUUGUGUGGUCAGCAUUGAUUUUACAAACGAUUUUCAACAACUCCUUAUCCGACAGAAACAUUGGAUUUUAUCAGCGAUUUUUGGCAAAAUGCAGUACCGUAUAAAACUGAGUACAAUUAAUUAUUUUGAAGGAUUGAUUCAGCUCGUCCAUCCUAUUACUAAGCGGAAUUUGAAAAUGCAAGGUUUUCCAGACGUUAGUAUAAGUUUAAGUUCGGUAAUGUGUCACUUUCAUGAUUGCCUCAGCAUACAAAUCCCAAUUGAUAUUAGCAACGCAACAAAUAUCAGUUCGUUAUUCGAAGCAAAUCUUUGCAGUAUUUACGAGAAUAUGACUGUCUAUGAGGAUGACCUCCAGUACAUGGUCUGCGCCUUAGUUAAUCGAUAUGAACAACGAUCUAAUAUCGCGCCCGUAAUUGAAUGCAGCUUCGAAAAAAACAAUACUAAUGUCACAGAUUUUCUAAAUGAUGCCGACAUUCGCGUCCCCAGUGCUAUUUCUGAAUCUACAGAAUUACUGUAUCUUCACAUUGGUGGCUUAGUAGUUAAGGUUCACUGGAAUCCAUUGCAUCGGAAUAAGAUAAGAUUGGCUUCAGAUGCUCCAUUCAUUAUCUUGCUGCUGAAGAUGGCAUACUACCGAAAAUGUAUACAGCAGCUUACUUUACAAUCUACAUCUUUGAAGGCCAUCCUGCUCCAGGUUGCACAGUGCGAAGUACAAAGGGGAGACCUAAUUUCAUACUACCGACAAAUAAGGACAGCCACCACAUGAUAGCAGCACACAUUGACAGACGCAUGGACCGAAUUGAACGAUUGUGUUUGUUGUGUAUGUAUAUAAUGUGUAAAGAAAUUGUAUUCAUUUAUUGCAUGAGUAAAAGAAAGUAAUAGG